Messenger RNA from Brachypodium distachyon (stiff brome), 3354 nucleotides. RefSeq lists its product as uncharacterized. The record is from RefSeq and is a predicted model, not a curated record. NCBI's taxonomy places the organism in Eukaryota, Viridiplantae, Streptophyta, Magnoliopsida, Poales, Poaceae. Bases 242 to 880 code for a protein of 212 amino acids. The transcript has 6 exons.
ACACACUUCAGUCCUCCGUCUGACCGUUUCCCUCCCUCCCGCGCUCGUCGCCGGCGCUACUGCCUCCUCUCAAUUCGUCGUGGCAGCCCAUCAGCCAUUCGAUUGUUAUUCGAUUAUCAAAACAAAGGAAGAAGAAAGGAGUAAGUAGGUUGUUGAUUUCGAAUCGGAUUAGGACUCAGUUGUGUAUUUAUAUCCAGAGUCUGGGUCUCCUCCUUGUGACCUUCCUUGUUCAAUCGCAUCCAUGGGAUCUGCCUUCUCUUCCGCCGUCGACGCUGCAGUUGGCUUGAAGGAACAGGGGCGGGCCUUUGGCCUCCAGGAUGGUUUCAAUCGGCUGCGCUUCCUGCACCAGCUGAAACUUCCCUUCUGGGACCGGCAGCGCCCAAGCGAUCGAUGGUUGGCCGAGUACGAGCGCAAGUAUCCUCACCUUGUUACCCGCGGCCCGUUCACACCAGAACAGCGCAACGCCUACAUCGCUCGCCCCCAUGCCCACAGCGCCCUCCGCCACUACAAUUCCAACAACCCGGGUGCAGAGUUCGAAUCCGUCAAGCCUUUGAUGUGUGCACGCGUUGGUUUCAGAGAUGGGAUUUGGUUCCAUGUCAACUUUUUGGCUCGGAGGAAGGGUGCCCCACCUGAUACGCCCUUGGAACACUUCUUCGCAGAAAUUCACUAUGGUUGCUUUGACACCCCUUUUGUUGAAACAUGCACCAUACUAGAAAAACCUCUGGACCGCUUAAAAAAGAAGUGUGCCUUUUGCAAUGGAAGCUUUGAGAUUUUGCACCCGAGCGAGGAAGAAUUCAUUUGUGGAAAGAAGCGCCAGAAAAAGGAGUUUUACCGUACGAGGAACAUAGUUCAGAGGGAAUUUUAUUUCUCGUGGCCAUAAUUUUUUUGAGGGAAUUGCUCGGGGCCAGAUAGCUAGCUGUGGUUUUGGAUUCUUAAUUCACAUCAUGUACUGGUCUCUACUAGUUAGUAUGUUAAUAUGUGUUGAUCAUAGCUAGCUAUAGUUCCAAUGCUUGGUAGACAAUUGGUCAGAGGAUACAAUCAAAUAUACACUCGUGUAUAUCAUAACAUUUAGGCGUCUAUCAUGAUGCACAUUGUGCAUGGCCCUAUUCGCUCGUGCUAGAUCGCAUUCGGCCAGGGUCUUAGCCAGCCUACCGUGUCAGUCAACUUCCCAUACAUGUUUUUACAGUUACAUACUCAUCACUGAUGAUCAAUAUAACUCGGUUUUCACAUUAGAAUUUGAAUAAAAGAGGAGAAAAGGGAGGGCCACCACGCUGUUGCCGUUUGCCGGUGGCUCCCUCUCUUUUCAUCGGUCCGACCCUUGUCCAUCUAGGUGCUGCUCUGUUCUUCUUGAUGAAGAAUGCACAUAUGCAAUCCAUUCAGAGGUGCUAGAAUUGGGUAGAGACUGAGGGAGUACUAGCUAGGAGUACUAACCUGAUGAGCAUCUUCAGACUGCUUGGUUGGUUUGUGUAUGUUCUGCAUCUACAUUGCCAUGAUGUACCAGCUGAACUAAACUGCAUCGAUCUUGAGUUGCGGCGGACUGGCGGUGUGCCAUUCAGUUUGGUCUGGUCAACCUCUGCUCGGUUAAAGUACUUGUCAUGCAUCUGGUCGGCUAGAUGGUACAAGGUUUGAGCAAUAAAGAAAUAAAUAGGAUCGACCAUUCUGCUUAUGCUGAAGCAGCGACCUGACAGCAGGAUGGCUAUGGCGUAAUUUGAUUUAUUUAUUUUAGUUUUAUUACAGGAUUGUCACACCUACGCGAAGCAGGGUGAACAUCCAAGAUACAUUCAGCAGUGGGAGGAGAGAACAGACGAAGUGGAGAAGAGAAAAGGAAGAAGCAAAGAGAGAGCGACCUGUUUCACGCUCGCCCCCAUGUCCAUAACGCCCUCCGUCAUUACAAUUUCAACAACCCGGGUGCGGAGUUUGAUCCUGUAAAACCUUUGAUGGCUGUUCAUGUUGGUUUUAGAGAUGAGAUUUGGUUUCAUGUCAAUUUUUUGGCUCGUAGGAGGGAUGCUCCGCCGGAUUCCCCCGUGCAGCACUUCUUUUCUGAGCUACACUAUGAUCACUUUGACAAGCCGUUUGUUGAAACAUGUACCAUAUUGGGUGGGUAUCAUAUUGUUCUUUAUUCUCUCUCCAUAUAUUAGUUGCUACCCCUCGUGUUAACUACCUUAUCUAGUCAGGUUGUGAUCUCAACCAUGAUAUGAUAGACCAAAGUAAAGGACAAAUCAAUCCUCCCUAUUCCCUUCUACUUUAAAGGCAACAAGUGAAGGACAGAACAACCUGACAUUCCUCUUUCCCUCUUCAGAAAUUUCUUUUCUGUACAUAACCCUAGAAGGCCAUUAGGCCCUGAACAGAGCCAGUCGAUUUGUCUUCUUUUAACAACACUAUCAGACGGUUGCUAGUGAUUAAGCUUAUAUUGUCUGCACUUUGAAUUGCUCAAUCUGGUUUUCAGUAGUGAAGCUUCUGAAUUCUCCACAGAGCAUAUAUAAAUAUAUAAUAUACUUGUUCUAUAAUGUUAAUGUUGUGGCAUAUCAGUUUCACUAUUUGUCAUUGGCAUGUAACUACAACAGUAAAGGAAUGAUUUCAAAAUUUUGCAUUUUCAUUUAGUUGCCCGUACUGUUGCAGAUGCAAUUUCAGCUAUGCAAUUAUCAAUCUUUGUACAUACAAACAUUGGCACACAUAUCACUGUGAGUUGUGACAUUUAUUCAUUCAUGCAUCAGGGAAACAUCUAAUAGUCUACCACUGAGAAUCUCUGGUGGAAGUUUAAUUUGUUGCACUUGUCACUGCCAUGUGUUGAUAUAUUGUGUGAUUUUGACUUUUUUAGAUGUGUAGAUCCUAGUUUACCUUGUUUUUCCUUCUGUAUUAACAGUGUGCAUUUUGCAAGGGUAACUACAGGAUUCUGCACCCCAAUAAUGAAGAAUUCGUCUGCGGAAAGAAGCACCAGAAAAAGGAGUUUUUCAUGACAAGGAACGUACACCUGUGGACAUUUUUUUUUCAUGACAAGGAACGUACACCUGUGGACAUUUCACUACGUGCCACUAGAUAGCUAGAUGUUGCUUUGAAUUCCCUGAUUAGCCGAUGUAGUUAUCAACAAAUGGUGGCGGCGGUCUGUUCACCUUCUGUACAAAACGAAGUGUUUGAAAUUUCCAAAACGAAAGGCUGGUCAUCAGAAAGUAUAGAGAUGAUUGCCUAAAUGUUGUACACACACGAUUGUGGCCCUAUUUACUCAUGCUAUGUAAGGGUGUUAGCCAGCCUAAUGUGUCAGACUACUCCUUGUACAUCUAUUUAUAGUUUUGUACUCAUCCCUGAUGAUCAAUAUAACUCAAUUGCACAUUAGAACUCGAAUAAAAGAGGAGAAAA